Salvelinus sp. IW2-2015 is the source of this 2115-nucleotide messenger RNA. The record is from RefSeq and is a predicted model, not a curated record. NCBI's taxonomy places the organism in Eukaryota, Metazoa, Chordata, Actinopteri, Salmoniformes, Salmonidae.
GAAGGGCCGAGGACAGCUGACUGGAUUUCAGGGCUUCCUGCUGACAGUAUCACAUAGUAGUUGUUAGCGGAGAGAUACCAAUGGCCUUUUGAUUUUAAACCACAUCAAUUAAUACUCUAUUUGGCUUGUGUGUUUUAACGGUAGUUAUUCAUUCUAGUCCAGAGAGGUAUCCUACAGGUGUAUCAGGAUGGAUAUCCGCGGAGCGGUGGACGCUGCAGUGCCCACCAACAUCAUCGCUGCCAAGGCAGCUGAGGUGCGAGCCAACAAGGUCAACUGGCAGUCAUAUCUGCAGGGCCAGAUGAUCUCUGCAGAGGACUGUGAGUUCAUUAAGAAGUUUGAAGUGGCUCAUUCUGAGGAGAAACAGACCAUCCUCACCAACGAAGGACAUCAGUGUGCCAAGACGUUCCUGAACCUGAUGGCUCACAUCUCUAAGGAGCAGACUGUCCAGUACAUCCUCACUCUGAUAGAUGAUACCCUGCAGGAGAAUCACCAGAGGGUGAACAUCUUUUUCGACUACUCCAAAAAGACCAAGAACACCGCCUGGUCCUACUUUCUGCCCAUGCUCAACCGCCAGGACCUGUUCACCGUCCACAUGGCGGCCAGGAUCAUCGCUAAGCUAGCAGCCUGGGGUCGUGACCUGAUGGAGGGAAGUGACCUCAACUACUACUUCAACUGGAUCAAGACCCAGCUCAGCUCCCAGAAGCUUCAUGGUACAGGUCCAGAUUCCUCAGGACAAGGCACUAUAUCCCCCAGUGAAAGCUCUCAGUAUGUGCAGUGUGUAGCAGGCUGUCUCCAGCUGAUGUUGAGGGUGAAUGAGUACAGGUUUGCCUGGGUGGAGGCUGACGGGGUCAACUGCAUCACGGCUGUGCUGAGUAACAAGUGUGGUUUCCAGCUGCAGUAUCAGAUGGGCUUCUGUGUGUGGCUGCUGGCCUUCAGCUCUCAGCUCUGUGAGCAGCUACGCCGUUACAACGUGGUGCCGGCCCUGUCUGAUAUCCUGCAGGAGUCUGUCAAGGAGAAGGUCACGCGCAUCAUACUGGCUGCCUUCAGGAACCUGUUGGAGAAGUCAGCGGAGAGGGAGACCCGUCAGGAGUAUGCUCUGGCCAUGAUCCAGUGUAAGGUUCUGAAGCAGCUGGAGAAUCUGGACCAGCAGAAGUAUGACGAUGAGGACAUUACGGAAGACAUCAAGUUCCUGCUGGAGAGUUUGGGAGAGAGCGUUCAGGACCUCAGUUCGUUUGAUGAGUACAGCUCGGAGCUGAAGUCGGGUCGCCUGGAGUGGAGCCCGGUCCACAAAUCAGAGAAGUUCUGGCGUGAGAACGCUGUUCGCCUCAACGAGAAGAACUACGAACUCCUCAAGAUCCUUACUCGGCUGUUGGAGGUAUCUGAUGACCCUCAGGUUAUUGCUGUAGCUGCUCACGAUGUUGGAGAAUACGUCAGACACUACCCACGGGGGAAACGGGUGAUAGAGCAGCUUGGAGGUAAACAGCUGGUGAUGAACCACAUGCACCAUGAAGAUCAGCUGGUCCGUUACAACGCCCUGCUGGCCGUGCAGAAACUCAUGGUCCACAACUGGGAGUACCUGGUCAAUACUAUAGUAAUGAUUAUUGAUUUCUCCUCUACAGGGAGUACCUGGUCAAUACUAUAGUAAUGAUUAUUGAUUUUCUCCUUACGGGAUACCUGGGGAAGCAGCUCCAGUCGUCUGACCAGCAGCAGCAACAGGCUGUGGCCACCAGGAGCUGAUCUCUGACCCCUGACCCCUGCAUGGAACCCACUCUGUGUCUGGGUUUGCAUACAUGUACUGGGGAAUACAUGCAUACCAGUAUAUGUACUGUAUGUGUGGCUGUGUGUGUGUGUAUCUAUGUACAUCGUCCAAUGAAAUUACCUGGAUCAACUGUCCAGUUGAUGUGUAAAAGGUGUCUCUUACCUGUCUAUUCUCCUCCACUCUGGCUGUAUGUUGAUUUCCUGGUCAUGCUACAGUAUAUUAUGUCAUGUGUCCUCACAGCUAUGUGAUGUAAGGUGAUUUAAAUAGCACUUGGUGUUGUGAUCAAUUUAAAAUGGCUGAAGUUAUUUGUGUCGUGUGUAAAACAUUGUGAGUAAAUAAAACURAUCUAGAGGGUC